This is a messenger RNA of Scaptodrosophila lebanonensis, 815 nucleotides long. RefSeq lists its product as uncharacterized. The coding region runs from base 162 to 689 and encodes 175 amino acids. NCBI's taxonomy places the organism in Eukaryota, Metazoa, Arthropoda, Insecta, Diptera, Drosophilidae. The record is from RefSeq and is a predicted model, not a curated record. The transcript is spliced from 2 exons.
ACCUAAAAAAAAAAAUUGAAAAAAUUGAGUGAACACUCUUAUGCGGUACUUAAAAGAAAGUCCGUUACCAUCCGAUCAUACAUACAUUCUUCUGACCUAAAAUUAGCCUUCAAUUAGUAUUUUUUUUUUUUUUAAUAAAUUUCAGUCGUUAUAUCCACAAAAUGGAAGCCAGCCUCGUGUUAGCCAUGGUCAUAGUGGUUUUCUGCCAUUGGAUAGGACUGACAUACUUAUCGAGCAACGAUGCCAGUCUGGCCUCCACUAUCUUCAUAAUAAUUGCCAUGAUGGGAAUGCACAAAAUAAUGCUGAAACGUGGCGGUUCCGAUACCUUUAGGAACAAGGUGUUUGAGGCUACAGGCUAUUGUGUCGUCAUGGAUGUAGUUCUUUCAUUCGUGUGGGAGGUUGGCGUGAAAACCAUGCAGUUCUUGGUGGGGGUACUCUUCGAUAUGUUACGUGCAACACUGAGUGCGAAAUUCCAUUGGCUUCCAGACAUGGUGCAGCCCACGGUAACCCCAUUGGCGUUAUUGGCAAUUGAAGUUUUUGCGUUCCUUAAGUGUUUCGAAAUCAAUGAUAUGCAACAAUUCUUUGGCUGCGAGGAUGAUCGUCUCUCGGAGAGUAUGCUGUCCCUACUGGCCGAGCAGGAACGACGUUUCUGGCGCCGCGAGCAUCGCCGUAUGAUGACCAAAAGAUAAAUCCUCAAAUAGUCUUAUUCAAAAUGGUUUUUACUUUAGGGAGGCUUUCCUGGGGCGAAUUGUUUCAAAAAGAAGAAAUUUAUGUUGAAAUUUAAUGAGCAAAUAAAUGCAAUUUCUUUCUCUGGA